UCGAGCUCCAAAAUAACUUAAGAUAAAAACAACAAAGCGGCAUAAAUGAAGAAUAAUUUCGAUCGUAACUGACAUACUCUUCCGUAGCAAUUUUAUUGAAGCAUUUGUACUAAAAAAAUCAGCUUUAUAACAAUGGCCAGCAAUAAUAUAAAUAAAUUGAUUGCAAGAACAUUUUUUAAGAAUUUUUUUGAAAAAACUGAGAAUUUGUCUCAAAAGAAAGGACCUAGUAGAUUUGGACAUUACAGCUUGAUUGAGCCACAACAAGUGUCAGCAAAACGAGAUGUCCCAGCAUACAUUCCUAAGCCCACAUAUGCAGAAACUGGUGAACCUAUGCCACCUCCAAGUGAACCAGAGAUUAAAACUAAAAAUCAAAUAGAAUGUAUGGCACACAGUUGUAUACUUGCCAGACGAGUGUUACGUGAAAUCAAAUCUAUAUUAAAACCAGGUAUUACCACAGACUUUGUGGAUCACACAAUUCACGAAAUGAUCAUAAAUCAAGGAGCUUAUCCAAGUACAUUAAAUUAUCGAGGAUUUCCAAAAUCUGUAUGUACUAGUAUAAAUAAUGUAGCUUGUCAUGGAAUUCCUGAUGACAGACCUCUGCAAGACGGAGAUAUUUUGAACAUUGAUGUGACAGUUUUUUUCAAUGGCUACCAUGGAGAUUGUUCAGAAAUGUAUGAAAUUGGAACAGUAGACGAACAAGGCAAAGACCUUAUUAAAAUAGCUAAAUUAUGCAUGCAAAAAGGAAUGGAUAUUUGUAAACCAAAUGAAAAAUUUUGCAAUAUAGGUACUAUGAUAGAGGAAACAGCAAAGAAACAUGGUUAUAACAUAUUUCCUGCAUUUGGUGGUCAUGGUAUAGGUCAAUAUUUUCACGGGCCACCAGACAUAUACCAUUUUGCUAAUGAUGGAGAGGGUGUAAUGAAACCAGGAAUGACAUUCACCAUUGAACCAAUUGUUACACAAGGAAGGGAAGAAGUUGUAGUUUUAGAAGACGAAUGGACGGCUGUGUCAUUAGAUAAUGCAAGAUCAGCGCAGUUUGAAAACACAAUUUUAAUAACUGAAAAUGGUUAUGAUAUUUUAACAAGCUAAAUAUAAAGUCGGAUCUUG
Molecule: messenger RNA, 1104 nt
Organism: Trichogramma pretiosum
Lineage: Eukaryota; Metazoa; Arthropoda; Insecta; Hymenoptera; Trichogrammatidae
Product: methionine aminopeptidase 1D, mitochondrial
Exons: 6
Coding region: 133-1086 (317 amino acids)
Biological process (GO): proteolysis
Molecular function (GO): metalloaminopeptidase activity
Source: RefSeq, a predicted model, not a curated record